AUGUGUCUGUUGUUUACAAGCUCUGAGAAUCUGCUCUUUGCAGUAUAUGUACUGAUCGCCAGUAAGAUUGCUGGGUUUCUCCAAAUGGAUGAACAAAUUGUGUCGCCUUCUUUGCUCAAGAGACAGAAAAACAAUGUGGACUUACAUUCAGGCCAGGCAGUGGGCGUGGGUAGCUCUAGACCAGCUGUAGAAGUCGAAAGCUCAAUGAUGUCCAGUAGCGAGCCCAAUCAUGAAGCUGAGGGCAAAAGCGAAUGUAUGACGGAGGACGAUUCAUUCUCUUCAUCUUCUGCAAAUAGAAAACCGGCUAUCUCGGUCACCAAAUCACCUCCCACCAGGCUAGACAGAAAGAGCAGCGUAAUGAGCGUCAUUUCGGUCGAGGAGGUGUUUGAAAGUGACGCCACAAAGCCACCGUCGUCACAGUACAAAGGCGUCGUGGCGCAGCCGAACGGCCGAUGGGGGGCGCAGAUUUACGAGAAACACAGGCGGGUAUGGUUGGGGACCUUCAGCGAGGAAAAAGAAGCCGCCAGGGCAUACGACACCGCCGCCAUCAAAUUCCGCGGCCACCAGGCUGUCACCAACUUCACUCCACCCGACGACGCCCACUCGGCGGCUGCCGCCUUUCUGCGCCGCCUUUCCAAGGCCGAGAUCGUCGACAUGCUCAGAAAGCACACCUUCGAAGAGGAGGUCCAAAAGGUAGCAAACCCAUCAACUUUAAACUUAAAUGUUGCGGGUUCGAAUCCCGGCCAAGAAGACACAAAUCUCUACGCCCGUGAGCAUUUGUUCGAGAAGGCCGUGACGCCCAGCGAUGUGGGGAAAUUGAACCGUCUCGUGAUUCCAAAGCAGCAUGCACAGAGAUGCUUCCCUCUGGACGCCGCAAACAGCGAAAAAGGCAUUUUGCUAAAUUUUCACGACUCCAUGGGCAAAAUAUGGCGGUUUAGGUAUUCAUACUGGAGCAGCAGCCAGAGCUACGUGCUCACUAAGGGAUGGAACCGCUAUGUUAAAGAGAAGCGCCUCCAGGCCGGGGAUACCGUGAGUUUCGAGCGCGCCACCGGCGGCUCCGGUCAGCUGUACAUUGGCUUCCGCCGCCGGCCUUGUUCUGUCGCUCCGCCCAAACCGUCGGCUCCCGGUGGUUUUUUCCUCCCUCCACAGCUCAUUAGCUCCUUCGCGGGCUACCGCCACUGGACACAUGUUUUCUAUUCGACCCCACCGGCUCAGCAAAUUUUCAUCGGCGACGGUUCGAUUCCCUUCUCUGCCGCCGUACACAGUCCCUUCUCUACUUUCCCUUCUCUGAAAUCUGCGUCAAUUGACGGGGAGUCAUCGCCGCUGGAAUUCGUUAGCCUCGGAACAGAAUGUGAUCCGUCAUCUUUAUCCUCUUCAUGUGUGAAGCUUUUUGGUGCCAACAUCAGCGGAUCUUCCUCGUUAACUUUAAAUCUUUUUCCGUCGAGUAAUUAGCAAUGCAACGAUUGAAGUCAUGGAAUUUGUGAAGAACUCCAGCAGGCAGAGGAAACGAGGUUCAACUUGUUGUAUUAUUAGGGUGUAACGUUAGAAUGUGAAUUGUAAUUGUAAUUUCUUCUGCACUUAA
This is a messenger RNA of Cryptomeria japonica (Japanese cedar), 1582 nucleotides long. Its product is annotated as AP2/ERF and B3 domain-containing transcription factor RAV1. The transcript is spliced from 2 exons. Lineage: Eukaryota; Viridiplantae; Streptophyta; Pinopsida; Cupressales; Cupressaceae. The coding region runs from base 1 to 1452 and encodes 483 amino acids. Gene Ontology annotation, molecular function: DNA-binding transcription factor activity; DNA binding. The record is from RefSeq and is a predicted model, not a curated record. Gene Ontology annotation, biological process: regulation of DNA-templated transcription.